CAGUUCCAACUUGCUGAAUAAUUUAUAUUUCUGCUCAUAUUCAAGAGAACAGGGAUUUGCAAACUUUGUGUGUUACCAUUGUGCUGGAAAGCCAUUGAAGACCUCUCAUCCAGAGUAGAUGGAGUUCUUUGAAAAUAAACCCGUCAAAUUAUUUGUGAAAAUGAUGAAUUCGGAAGGUAGAACUAUAGAAAUUGAUGUGUAUUCUAAUGGUUUAAUAAAGUCUAUCCACGAGCAAAUUCUAAAUAAAGAGAAAAUUCCAGUUACGGAACAGAUAUUAUUUCAUGACGGGAAGCAACUAGAGCGGUGGCAGACACUUGAAGACUGCUCAAUUGAAAACGAAGCUUGCCUCGAGCUGAUGGUUGGACUUGUAUGGGAUGACUCGGACGAAUCAUCAGCACUUCUCCAAAUGAUUCACGAAACGAGUUCAAAUAUUUGUCGCAUGUGCCGAGGGGGACCCGUCUCCAUGGAUCGAGUUGACAGGAAGACCAUUGAAGUUUUGAUGUCCAUAAGAGAAGGGAAUUCGGAGAUUCUUGAUUUGUAUUCUAUCCCUGCAACUUUGGUUAUGCUUUAUAGCUCACCAAUUGAAGGUAACAAAGGGUAUGGUGAUUUUCUCAUAAGGUUUACCAUGGAUCUCAUAUUGAUGAGCACAGAUAAUAUUCUUGGUGAUGAAAACAAAUUUUUAGCGUUAGAAUUUUGUCAUUUGCUAAGGAAUGAAGCAUCUGAUGACGAUCCUUUGUAUCAAUCAUGCCGGACAACUCUAAGAGAGUUGUUAGAAAGAGGUAAUUAUGAGAUCGAUUUCAAUUAUGGGCCACGCUCAAUGCUUCAAAUCGUACCCUUUGUUGUCGAGUUGGUAGCACCCUUGCGGAGUGGACUAGGUUGGGCCUUCUAUCCAGGUGCGCACAUUCAGUUGUUUAAAAUUCAAUUUCGCGAGUUCCAUACAUUUUCUUGUGUAUUACGUAAAGCAAUUGAUAAUCUGAAAAAAGCCAAUGAGGAUGAUGAGUGUAAGAUUAUGAUUAUUCUUUCAUCGACGGCAAUUAAAGUUAUUUUUCAUGGCCUUUUGAAACAAAUGGAGGACCAUCUCAGUCGUUUGCCAGUUAUAACACAAAUAUUUGAAUCAAAUGAUGUUGUGAGUUCUGUUUCAUCCCUGUAUCUGACGAUUCUCAAUGAAUUGAAUAGCAUAUCUCAACUUGUGGAGGGUGCUGCAGAAGAAUUUCGGCAUGUAUUAGAGGACAAAAAGAUUUCACUACAACUAAUGGUUAAAAACGCUACAAGGAAAGAUGAUUACGAUUGGCUUCUUGAGCAUAGUGCUUUGCUUGAUUCUGAAUCCAGGAUGCAUUUGGUAAUGAUGAAGAUGAUCUCUGAGGAAAAAUUACGCGAUGCAGGGCUCUACAAGCCUAUCAUUCUUAGGUGCAAAAAUCUGUUUAAGGCGUUCAAAAAUAAGGAUCUUAUGAAUCGUGAAGUAUUGCAGGAUUGGUUAUGCAAGUUAUGCCAAGCCUUAUUCAAACCACAAAAUCUCCUUUUCUUGGCGUGUCCAAAUGAUCCUACAAAGUUCUAUCCUAAUCCUGAAUUGAAGCCACAACCAUUACACUUGGACUAUUUUGAAAUUUCUGGUAUGGUGAUUGCACUGGCAUUGAUGCAUGAGGUACACGUAGGCGUUGCCUUUCAUCGUGUGUUUCUUUUGCAAGUGGCUGGAAAGGAUAUUUCCGCAGAGGACGUAAGGGAUGCAGUUCCAUCUUUUUACAAGGCCAAGGAACCUUUACUUGAUAAUCAUCAAAUUCUGAAUGAAUUCCUCAAGUCAGUCUCUGAACAGAUAAGCUUUUUCACAAAAGGCUUUGAUAGUGUUUUUGGAAAAUCAAUCAUCCAACUGCUAUCUCAUGGCAGAAUAGAGCUUGAAGAUCUUAACCAGGUUCUGAAAGGAAACUUAAAUCUUGAAUUUAAUUCUGGUAAGAAGAGAAAACGUGACCACAAUGAAAGUGAUCCUCUGAUUUCGUCCCAGGACAAUGAAAGCGAUCCUCUAAUGUCCCAGUUCUUGAAGGCUAAUAAACAAAAACUUAAUAUUCCAAAGUGGCAAAAGGGUAAGAUUCUUGGAGAAGGGGGUUUCGGAAAAGUGUAUGAAGGAUAUGCUCCAAGUGGUUUCUUUUUUGCUGUAAAGGAAAUGGAAAUCAAAGAUGAAGGGACGAUUGACAAAAUUGAUCAUGAGAUUGAUUUAUUAUGUCAACUAAGACAUCCAAAUAUAGUCAAAUUUUAUGGCAUGGAGAGACGUCAAUCGAAGGUCCAUAUUUUUCUUGAGCUUGUAAGUAGAGGUUCUAUUAAACAAGUAUAUAAAAGUUUUGAUCUGGAAGAUUCCCAAGUGUCCCACUACACCAAACAGAUACUGGAGGGUUUGAAGUAUCUCCAUGAAAGAAAAGUCGCCCACAGAGACAUCAAAUGUGCAAAUAUACUGGUGAAUGAUAAAGGACGUGUGAAAAUUGCAGAUUUUGGAUUGGCAAAGGUACUAGAAUUAAAUGCUCUUAUGAAAUCUAGCUGUGGGACAACAAGCUGGAUGGCUCCCGAGGUCAUUGAAAAAAACAAAGAGUAUGGGUUUAAAGCUGAUAUUUGGAGCCUUGGCUGCACUGUCUUGGAGAUGUUAACGUGGAAGAGUCCUUACUCUCAUUUGACAUGUGGGACUACAACUCUAGAAUGUGAGAUUGAAAAUGGGAAACUGCCAGAUCUUCCUGAUUUUCUGUCAGACCUUUCACGAGAUUUUAUCACGAAGUGCCUUAAAUUUAAUCCAGAUGAUCGUCCAACUGCGGCUGAGCUUUUGCAACAUCCUUUUGUGACAGGUUCUAGCUUUUAGCAUUUUCAUAUUUUAAUCAACUCCGUUAAAACUUUUCUUCAGCUUAAAA
Molecule: messenger RNA, 2885 nt
Organism: Hevea brasiliensis (rubber tree)
Lineage: Eukaryota; Viridiplantae; Streptophyta; Magnoliopsida; Malpighiales; Euphorbiaceae
Product: E3 ubiquitin-protein ligase UPL5-like
Exons: 3
Coding region: 119-2836 (905 amino acids)
Biological process (GO): protein phosphorylation
Molecular function (GO): ubiquitin-protein transferase activity; protein binding; protein kinase activity
Source: RefSeq, a predicted model, not a curated record